Molecule: messenger RNA, 531 nt
Organism: Cryptomeria japonica (Japanese cedar)
Lineage: Eukaryota; Viridiplantae; Streptophyta; Pinopsida; Cupressales; Cupressaceae
Product: SKP1-like protein 12
Exons: 1
Coding region: 1-531 (176 amino acids)
Biological process (GO): SCF-dependent proteasomal ubiquitin-dependent protein catabolic process
Cellular component (GO): nucleus; cytoplasm
Molecular function (GO): cullin family protein binding
Source: RefSeq, a predicted model, not a curated record
AUGGCGGAGGAUCCCACUGCAGCCAUGGCGAAGGAAUGUAAGGUGAGAUUGAAGAUUUCGGAUGACACUAUUUUUGAGGUAGAGUAUGCCGUAGCCAUGCAGUCGCAGAUGUUAAAGAACGCUCUGAGUGACACCGGCACAGACGGCACCGUGCCUUUGCACAACAUUUCCAGUGAAAUAAUGGCGAAGGUGGUCGAGUACUGCGCAUAUCAUGUUAAUGCCGCCAACACCAUCUCGGAGAAGGAUGUGAAGAUAUGGGAUCAGGAGUUCUUGAAGGACCUUGAUCAAGCAACCCUUUUUAAUCUCAUCAUGGCCACCCAGUACAUGGUUAUACACAAUCUUCAAGAUUUAAUAUGCCAAACUGUAGCAGACAGGAUUAAGGAUAAAAGCGCAGAAGAGGUCAGAGAGAUAUUUAACAUACAAAAUGACUUGACUCCUGAAGAGGAGGAAGAAAUCAGGCAUGAAAAUCAAUGGGCGUUUGAGGAAGAAGGCUGGCCUGAAAUUCAGGAAGAAGUCAGGCUUGAAGGUUGA